AUGGCGUCCUCGUGGCCCGUUGGCGAGGAGGAAUACUCCGCGCGGCCCUACGUCAAAGCUGAUAAGCGUUCCUUCCACAUCCCGAACCUCAAGACCAACCCCACCUCUUCGAUACGCGACGAUUUGUCUACUCCCUGGAAGAAAUACGAAGACUUUCUCGAGAACGAGUCGUCCACGCUUGAAAUCGCCGGAAUCAAAAAUCACUAUGAUCCCGAUGCCGGCUCCGACUCUGAGGGCGAGCCCGCCUACUUCACCUCAAACUUCCCUACAACGCCAUCCGCGUCCAACCGCCGAACCUCACCAACUCGGAGACGCCCCUCCACGCCUGCCACCCCUUCACCUGCGCCACGGGCGCCACCCCAUCAACUCGGCAUCUCGAGCUCGGACUCGGUGCUCGACGUGAUUGCUAGGAAUUGGAACAGAGAGGGAGCCUGGGGCACGUGGAAGGGUACCAACGCGACCUUCUUCUACACCGUUCUCCAAUCCUGGGUGGAGAACUGGUCCCGCGGUGCGUUGGCCACCAUGUUCAGCGUGCCCGACAUCGGCGUGGAGGAAGACAUGCUUGACGCUUUCACAAGAUCACCCCACCCGUGGACCACGCUGGGCGUUGCCGCCGCCGCCGCUGUAGUGACGGGCUUGCUCUUGGCGCCGCUUGAUUUGAUUCGCACGAGGCAUAUCUUGACGCCUGCUUCCCGCCGAACAAGGGGACUCUGGACCACCUUGAGGGCGCUCCCUUCCUACGUGUGUCCGUCAACACUCAUACUUCCGACGAUACUGCACUCCCUCGUACACCCCGUCCUCACCAUUCUAGCUCCGAUUGUCGCCCAAUCGAGGUUCAGGCUCGACCUCAAGCUUACUCCCUCCCGGUCGGGCCGUAUCACGGUGUCCUGGGCACCAUGUACCACAUUUGCUUGGAGGAGGGAUCACGACCUGUCCCCGGCCAAGUGCCCUCCUGGCGCCAAGCGCCGCAAGCCCGUCGCAGAAACUGUUUAUAAGCAAGGCCAGGGCCUUGCUGGCCUCACGCGCGGGUGGAAGAUUAGCUUCAUCGGCCUCGUCGGUCUCUGGAGCGCGAGCGUUCUCAGUAACGGAGAGGACGAAUUCUUUUAG
Parascedosporium putredinis is the source of this 1107-nucleotide messenger RNA. The record is from the annotation of a GenBank genome assembly. Lineage: Eukaryota; Fungi; Ascomycota; Sordariomycetes; Microascales; Microascaceae.